AUGGCAGAAUCUCGACCUUUUCGUGUUAUUGUUGUCGGCGGAGGCGUGGGAGGUCUAGCCGCCUCUCAUGCGCUUCAAAAGGCGGACAUCGACCACAUUGUUCUUGAAAAGGGGGAGAUAGCUCCAGCGAGGGGUGCCAGUAUUGGCAUAUAUCCUCACGGCUCCAGAAUUCUCCAGCAAUUUGGAUGCCUUGAAGAGGUGGAAAACGAAUGCAACCCUCUUGGUAAAAGCCUUAACCUUCUUCCAGACGGCCGCGUUAUUGCAAACAGCAACUUCUUUGGAUUGUGCAGGGAAUAUCACGGUUAUCCUAUUCCAGUUCUGGAACGAAGGCGUUUCCUCGAAAUCUUGUAUGAGAAAUUGCCGGAUAAGUCCAGAGUGAGAGCGGGAGUUGGUGUCGUUGAUAUCACAGAUUCGGACGACAAUGUGAAGGCGGUACUGGCCGAUGGCACCAUUGAAGAGGGAGACCUGCUCAUUGGGAGCGACGGAGUACACAGUCUAAUACGCAGCCUCAUGUGGAGGAACGCAAAUGCUGCCAUCCCCGGGUUAAUAACAACAACCGAGAAAAAGUCCCUCUUCACCGACUGGAGUGCACUGAUUGGUUUUAGCCCUACGCUGCCGAGUAUGAGUAACUGUAACGUCUCUGUUACACACUACCCAGGCAGAUCGUUCCUCGUGCUUGGCCAGAAAAAGUAUACAUUCUGGUUCGUUUUCUUCCGCAACUCGGAGCGCCUCUACUGGCCUCACAGCCCGCGCUGGACGCAGGCCGACGCCGAAAAGCGUGCUGUUGAGUGCCUCGAGUGUCCCAUCUCGAAUACACACGUUUUUGGAGAGCUCUGGAAACAACGCGUACGCGCGGAGUUAGUUAACGUCGAAGAAGGCUUAUUUAAGCACAUGUUCUUUGGCAGAGUCGUACUCUCGGGUGAUGCAGUGCACAAGAUGACUCCAAACAUCGGACUCGGAGGCAACUCUAGCAUGGAAAGCAUUGUCGUGCUGACCAACCUACUCCACCGCGCCAUCAAGGACUACGAGGCUCGAGGAACAAAGCCUAAAAAGGCCGCAAUCGAGGCACUACUAUACCAGUAUCAAGCUGAGCGUACGCUUCGUAUGCGACAGAUUAUCGACUUCUCCGCCCUCGCGACAAAGGUUCAGGCUUGGGAAAACUUAGGCUACAAAAUCAUGUCACGCGUUAUGCCACUUUUGCCGGAGAACACGUUCGCUCUAAAAACUUCCAAGCUUAUUAAAGCUGCGCCGAAGCUGGACUUUGUAGCUACGCCCUUGGAUACUAAAGCUACUAUUCCAUGGGAGGAUAGUAGCUUUAGCGUUAUUGUCCCAACGAAGCCAUAUCAAGAAUCGACUCUUUUCUCGAGUCGGAAAAAUUGUCUGUCUGUUAUCUUUGUACUACUUCUGUUCUCUUUUUUAUUAUUGUAA
Molecule: messenger RNA, 1428 nt
Organism: Aplosporella prunicola CBS 121167
Lineage: Eukaryota; Fungi; Ascomycota; Dothideomycetes; Botryosphaeriales; Aplosporellaceae
Exons: 4
Coding region: 1-1428 (475 amino acids)
Molecular function (GO): FAD binding
Source: RefSeq, a predicted model, not a curated record